Molecule: messenger RNA, 627 nt
Organism: Liolophura sinensis
Lineage: Eukaryota; Metazoa; Mollusca; Polyplacophora; Chitonida; Chitonidae
Product: calcium-activated potassium channel subunit beta-3-like
Exons: 2
Coding region: 1-627 (208 amino acids)
Biological process (GO): potassium ion transport; detection of calcium ion
Cellular component (GO): voltage-gated potassium channel complex; membrane
Molecular function (GO): calcium-activated potassium channel activity; potassium channel regulator activity
Source: RefSeq, a predicted model, not a curated record
AUGGCACGCCAUAGUAAAGGUCGCAUGACCCCAAAGAAGCUGGCCUCUUUUGUGUUGCUAAUAUUAAUGAUCAUCUGUGCCAUUGUUAUGAUUUACUACGGGUUGAUCGUGGUCAAGCCUUACACCUUCACUGCAGAUUGGAUCUUGUCUCAGUGUAGUCCCGUGACGGUCUCAUUCAACGGUAGACUGGACUGUAUUUGCACCAUGGGUACUGACAGUGGUUCCGGAACCUGCGUGUCGGAGUACCCGUGCGCAGAGAUCACAGUUCGCUAUCGCACUGACGGCAGUCAGAUAGACCAAAAGGCCAAGAUGCUCAAGUCUUUCUCGGCUAAUCACAGGAAUGUGCAGUGUGUUCUCAAGGCCUGUGAAGAAGAUCCUCUCCAGAAUAACAAAACGAUCUAUGAAUUCGUGCAGAAGUACGGCAACACGGCCUCCAAGGCCUCCUAUCCUUGCUUCUACAAUCCCGACAACCUCAACGAAGUCAUCCUCGAGAAAACGCCACGAAGUGACGUCAUCGUGGUCAUGCUUUGGCCGUCGCUAGGGUUCCUCGUGUGUCUUGUUGCCAUGGUGAUAAUACAGUGUGCAUUGACGGAUCAACAAGUCGGAGACCAGACUCUCGCCAGUUAG